ACCUGUAAUUUUAACCCUGAGGGAGACUGAGGCAGGAAGAUGGCAAGUUUGAGUUCUACCAAAGCAACUCAGGGAGACUUUUGAAACGUGGGAUUAAUAGUAGAGGACCCCUAAUUUCCACCUCUAGUACCAUGGGGUGGGGAUGGGGUAAUCUCACACCUGCUACUAGGGCUAAUAGGCUAAAUAGAAUUUAUUUCAGUGCUGGGGAUCAAAGGGCAUUGAGGGGGACCAUUCAUUCACUCCUUACCUGGGUUAUUUCUUGGCAGAACUCAAAAUGAGACUAUUUCAAGGAGGGGUAGGAAACUGGGCUGGGACCAAGAGAAGCAGCUCACCAGCACCGCCAGCUGCAAACCUGAGUAAAAGAUGGCCUGGCCUCUGCCCCAUUCCCGUUCCCCACCUGUCUCUACCCUUUUCUCCCCUUUCCCUGGCUCUGGCACACUCCGUCUCUCCCUGGGCGCCAGCCUCCCAGCCACCCCUGGAGGCGGGGCUUGGCUAUACCCACGUGUGGUAGAGUUAAAUGCUCCAGGCCGGCACCAGCAGCUCGGGAGUGAAGCGGCACCAUGGCUGCCAAGAAAGUCUGCAUUGUAGGCUCUGGCAACUGGGGCUCAGCCAUUGCCAAGAUCGUGGGUGGCAAUGCAGUCCAGAUGGCACAUUUUGACCCACGGGUAACCAUGUGGGUGUUUGAGGAAGAUGUUGGGGGCAGAAAGCUGACAGAGAUCAUCAACACGCAGCAUGAGAAUGUCAAAUACCUGCCAGGGCACAAGCUGCCCCCAAAUGUGGUGGCUGUCCCAGAUGUGGUCCAGGCUGCAGCAGAAGCUGACAUCCUGAUCUUUGUGGUGCCCCAUCAGUUCAUUGGCAAGAUCUGUGACCAGCUGAAGGGUCGCCUAAAGGCCAGUGCCAUCGGCAUGUCUCUCAUUAAGGGGGUAGACGAGGGCCCCAGUGGGCUGAAGCUCAUCUCUGAAGUGAUUGGGGAGUGCCUUGGUAUCCCUAUGAGCGUGCUGAUGGGGGCCAACAUUGCCAGCGAGGUGGCUGAUGAGAAGUUCUGUGAGACCACUAUUGGCUGCAAGGACCUGGCCCAGGGACAGCUUCUGAAAGAUCUGAUGCAGACUUCCAAUUUCCGGGUCACAGUGGUACAAGAGGUGGACACAGUAGAGCUCUGUGGGGCCUUAAAGAAUGUAGUGGCUGUGGGGGCUGGCUUCUGUGAUGGCCUGGGCUUUGGUGACAACACCAAGGCGGCAGUGAUACGGCUGGGGCUCAUGGAGAUGAUCGCCUUCGCCAAGCUCUUCUGCCAUGGCCCUGUGUCCUCUGCCACCUUCUUGGAGAGCUGCGGUGUUGCUGAUCUCAUCACUACCUGCUACGGAGGGAGGAAUCGCAAGGUGGCCGAGGCCUUCGCCCGCACUGGAAAGUCUAUUGAGCAGCUGGAGAAAGAGAUGCUGAAUGGGCAGAAGCUGCAGGGGCCCCAGACAGCCCGGGAGCUACACAGCAUCCUCCAGCACAAGGGCCUGGUACACAAGUUCCCGCUGUUCACGGCUGUGUACAAGGUGUGCUACGAGGGCCAGCCAGUGGGUGAAUUCAUCCGGUGUCUGCAGAAUCACCCAGAACACAUGUGAGUGGGGCCAGGGCCCAGGACAGGCAGCUCCUUCACCCCAGCGGACACAAGCAGAAGCUUGCAUCAGGUCGGUCACCGGGAUCUUCAGGACUCCUCAAGCAGCCAUCUCAGCUUUUCACUGGAGGACGGGAGGUUGUGGCUCAGCUCCACACCUGGAGGUCUGGACUGCUGGGAGGCCUGCAGCCUCUUGCUGGAAAUGGAGCUGCCCUAUCUCUCUCCAGAUUCGGAGCUUUCUCCCUGUCCUAGGGAGGAGCAGAAUCAAGCCCCAGUGCUGCCUGCUCUCAGGGUGUGUGUGGGGGGGGAGUGGGAGGAGGGGACACCAGGGCAAGGGCUGCCAGUUGCUGGCUUGCACAACCAGGAAGCCCAAUGAAGUACCUUAGCCACAGGAGGGACUAGGCCAGGGCUGCCAGGGAGGGAUCUGAGUAUUUUCGCUGACACAGCCCCAGAACCCCCUUACUGUGGGGGGGCCAGGCCCCACACAGCAUGGAUGGAUCUCAGCAUUUGUUAGCAGAAUAUAGAGAUCUCAAGCAAUCCCUCCUAGCUUCUCCUAGCAACAUUUGCGUCUUCAGAAACCUCUGGUUGUCCCUCUUCUCUCAGGGUGCCCUGGCAGAAGAGUAGCUCCCUGCUGGCAUCUCUGCCCCUGGGGCUUGCUAUUCUCCCCAGGGACUUUCUGGAUCCUAGAUCUCUGCCAGCUCCUCCACACCAUGCGUGACCUUUCCAAGUCUUCCCUUGCCCUGCCUGCCAGCACCCUCUUUGGAGAGUAGAAACUUAAUCUGCUGACAGCUACACCUUUUCAUAGCAAGUUCAGCUCGCUCGGUCCCUGUGACCUUUGUAUUUGCCCAGCCUCCCUAUUUGGAGGUCUAACUGGAGGAAGUGUACAUAGCUGUUGGGCCCCUCCUGCUGUUUAUUUCCCCAGAGGCCACCUGGCCCUACUGCCUCCUCCCCAGCCCUGUACCUCUUUCUCCUGAGCAGCCAGGACAGCUAACCAGCACCUGGCAUCGAGACCUGGGGCCAGAGAAUGGUUCCCACGUUGGUGGGUGCUCAUAUUCCAAAGCAAGCUCCUCCUCCCUGAAUGAGGGUCUCCUAAUGAGGUACUGACCAUCACAACAGCAGAAGCUGGGAAACUUAAGGAGGAGGAAGAAAUAACCACCCUGCCCUCAGGGGUGAGGGACAGACAGGAGGGGGAGAGGAGUGUGCUUUACACUGGCCUUGCUCCAGGACUGGGUGGCAGCAGGGGAAUGUCCCAGGUCAGCAGCCCAGGCCCCUAGCUAUAAAUAGUCCGAGAGCUGAGAGGUUCCUGUGUCCAGCAGGGGUCUGUGCUUCCUCUUCCCGUUUGGCAGCACCUGGCACACUGGUGCUGGGCAGCUACAUGUUAACCUCUCUGACUCCCCAGAAACCAUGAUGUUCCUCUUAACUACCAUUCAGAAUUUGGUCUGACUAUGAAGGGCCGAGCUGCCCUGAUCAGGCUGCACGAUGACGGGCACAGCCACGCCAGGCCUGGCUGGGUCGGGUCCAGGCACUGAUAGAAUCUAGAGCUGCCCUUUCUGGAGGUUAAGAUGGGCCAGAGACCUUCCAACACCUCUGCCUGCUUUUGUUCAAUCCACAAUGAACUGAAUCAGAGGUCUGCCAUCGGGUCACCUGUCCACCCAAUAAAGCGAGGUUUUUUUUUUCAGAAA
Molecule: messenger RNA, 3285 nt
Organism: Heterocephalus glaber (naked mole-rat)
Lineage: Eukaryota; Metazoa; Chordata; Mammalia; Rodentia; Bathyergidae
Gene: Gpd1
Product: glycerol-3-phosphate dehydrogenase 1
Biological process (GO): carbohydrate metabolic process; glycerol-3-phosphate catabolic process
Cellular component (GO): cytosol
Molecular function (GO): protein homodimerization activity; glycerol-3-phosphate dehydrogenase [NAD(P)+] activity; NAD binding
Source: RefSeq, a predicted model, not a curated record